AUGCCUCUACCCUUGGAUUAUCCAACCAAAAAUUCACGUUCGCUUCUACCACACAAACGUCAGGAGCAAAUACAGGAAAAAUCAUAUCAUUGCACCUGCAAAGGUCUAGUGGUACUUACUGUAGGCCUUGUGACUGCUAGCAAGGCUGAGAAAGUCGAAAAGAAAUGCAGGAAUGGGUAUUGCAGGGAAGAGCCUGCGUGGAAACCCAUGGAAUCAUCAACAUAUCUUGCUUUACCAAGUGGCGGCUUAUAUUUACUAUCUACGCGCGCUGUGUAUCUACAGAACAGGCUGCAUUCAUCACAAAGGGAAAAAAAAAAAAAAACAUUGAUUCCCCAGGAAUCUCCAACCGCCGCCCGGGCCGAAAGCGCCUGGAACCAACGCAUCCAGAUGCCAACGCCACAAACCGCGGAUCGACCGCGCCGCCCAGCUACGCGAUCCGGGUUCGAUAUUGUUGUGAUAUGCGCACUUACUCUGGAGGCUGAUGCUGUUGGAGCUGCCCUGGAUGUCAUCUGGGAUAAUGAUGACGAUCCCGCGCCGCCCUUUCUCAAGGCUCCGCACGACCCAAACACUUACUGCACCGGCGCGAUUGGCCGCCACAACGUCGUCCUCGCGUAUAUGCCGGGCAUGGGAAAAGUUAACGCGGCCCUUGUCGCGGCCAACUGCCGGCUCAGCUUCCCCAAUAUCCGGCUUGCCUUGGUCGUCGGCGUCUGCGGCGUCGCCCCUUACACCCCCGGUGGCAGUGAGGAGAUUCUUCUGGGCGACGUGAUUAUCAGUACCGGGGUUGUGCAAUACGAUAUUGGGCGGCGUCUGCCCGAUGGGUUCCAUCGGAAGGAUACGCUGCUGGAUACGCUGGGAAGGCCGAAUCUCGAGAUCCGCGGCCUACUUGCGAAGUUGCAGGGUAUCGAGGAGCGAAGGCAACUUGGCGCCGCGAUGUCUACUUGUCUCGAGGAUCUGCAGACCAAGCCGCCGCUUUCAGCGGGAUACCCAGGUGCAAUCUAUGAUGUGCUUUUCGAGGCGACAUAUCUCCAUGCCGGGGAGAAGAUGUCGUGCGAGGAAUCAGGGUGUGAUGGGACCCUUGUUCAACGCAAGCGUCUCGAGUAUCGCACGUCUAGCGACCCGCCGGGGGUACAUUUCGGGCUUGUCGCGUCCGGCGAUACGGUGGUCAAGUGUGGGGCUGAUCGCGACCGUCUCGCAGCAACCGAGGGUGUGAUUGCAUUCGAGAUGGAGAGCGCCGGGGUUUGGGAUCUCUUCCCCUGCGUCGUGAUCAAGGGCGCCUGUGACUACGCGGAUAGCCACAAGUCCAAGGUCUGGCAGCGCUAUGCAGCAGCUACUGCGGCUGCUUGUUUGAAGGUGUUUUUGGGCCAUUGGAGGCCCGCCGUACCUGCAGGACUGAACCCUGCACAGCCUGCUGGUCCGUUUUUCAUCGUCCCAUACCCCAAAAACAAAGCCUUCGUAGGCCGCCGUCCGUUCCUCGACAAACUCCGAGAAACAGUUCUAGUAUCUUCACCACCGAGACUGGCAAUCUUCGGCCUCGGCGGGAUCGGGUCUGUGGACGGUUUUUCGUUUUUCAGCAUCACCCCGUCCGUAUUCAUGUGUGCCGUAUUCUCUAACGAGCCUCUCUCAGGAAAACCCAGAUCGCGAUCGAGCACGCAUAUUGGCUCCAGGAGAAUUGCCCGGAUAUCUCCGUCUUCUGGGUCCACGCGGGCACUGAAGAACGGUUCCGCGACGGGUACGCGCGUAUCGCAGAGGAGUGCCACAUCCCAGGGACUCACGAUCCCGAAGCCGACCUGCUGCAGAUAG
Aspergillus calidoustus is the source of this 1800-nucleotide messenger RNA. The record is from the annotation of a GenBank genome assembly. NCBI's taxonomy places the organism in Eukaryota, Fungi, Ascomycota, Eurotiomycetes, Eurotiales, Aspergillaceae.